Messenger RNA from Didymodactylos carnosus, 1048 nucleotides. Lineage: Eukaryota; Metazoa; Rotifera; Eurotatoria; Philodinida; Philodinidae. The record is from the annotation of a GenBank genome assembly.
ACGACAAUGAUGAAAUUAGAAAAUAAUUGAGAAUAAAGAAGUAAUAAAGUCGAUGGUAUCAAAACUCAAUGAGAUAAGUUCAAGUAUAUCUGAAGUUAAAAGACAAAAUAAAAAUUUAGAGCACGGCCAAGAAAUACAUAUAAAUUUGAGUAAGAAUAUAGAAAAUAAAGUUGAUAUAUUAACACAAGAACAACUUAAAAGCCAAAAUAAAUAUUUAACAGGAAUAUUUUCAGAAAUAAGAAAAGGUAUUUCGGAUUUGGGAGAAGAUAAAACAUUAAUACGAUUAUCAAGCAGUAUACCGAAUGAAAGUAUAAAACAUUUUAUACAAAAAGAAACAUUAUUCAAGGAUAUAGGAGAAAUAUUUUCAAAAUCAAAUAAAUAUGUUAUUAUCAGCGGUUAUGCUGGUUCGGGUAAGACAACACUCGCAUCAAAAUACACCCAUGAACAAAGAGAUGAGAAUAAAACAGUUCGUUGGUUUAAUGCUGAAUCAAAAGAUUUAGUUUGGAAUGAUUACAAAAAUAUGGCAACAAAAGAGCUUAAAAUAGGAAAUGAAAUAAAUGAAAGACAAGUUAAUAUAAAUUUGACAUUCAACACAAUAGCCAAGUUAUAUUUAAAAACAGCAAAAUACCAUGAAAAUAAAUUUUGCAAUUUUGAAAAUUUACUAAAAUAUCAUCAGAAAAGUUUGAAAAUAUUAAAAACAUUAUAUGAAGGUAGUGAUCCACUUAUUGCAAAUUCAUUGAAUAAAGUUGGAUCGAUUCAUCAUAAAUUAGGAAAUGCAGAAAAAGGACUCGCAUACUUCAAACAAGCAUUAGAAAUGAGACGAGGCUUAUAUAAAGUCAAUCAUCAAGAUGUUGCGACCUCAUUAAAUAAUGUUGGAUGGAGCUACGCUACAUUAAACGAUGCCCAGAAAGCAUUAGAAUACAAAGUACGAGGAUUAGAAAUGUUUCGACAUUUAUAUACGGGCAGCCAUCCAGAUGUUGCUGAUGCAUUGCAUAAUGUUCGUACUGGUCAUUAUAGUUUAGGAAAUACUUGUACAGUAUUAGAAUAA